UGUAGAAACCGACGGCACAUUAUUGUAUGUGCGCCUCACUUGCGCUCGAGCCUUCAGUCAGUGAGAAGCGCGUCUACUGAGCGCACGCGAGACAAGCGAGGAAAGCGCCCUCUGCUCAAGAUAUCCGACUCAAGUUUUCCAGCAGCUACACGACUCUGAAAUGCAGCUCUAAAGUCAUUGGAUACACAGACUUACACGCAGGAUUUGGAGAGCAGGUUGGAAAACUUUGAAUAACAGUCGGAAGAUUCUCUCACAAGCAUUGAAGAAGAAAAAAGAAAACGAUGCGCUCAUUGUGGAUCUAGUUUGGAUGUCUUUUCGCACUUGGUGACUUUUUGUCAGGGUUUUCUUCCCGAAUCCACUCGUUUGCCUAACAUGAUUGCUUUUAGACCACGAGUGUCGUGACAGGAGCUCAAACGAGGAGUUUUCGUUUGUUUAAACGCAUUACUGGUCACACAGAAACUUUUUCUCGGAGCAGCCACAACCUAAUUUCCGAAUCACCUAAAUAACGGCUCUCCUCAAAAUGCAACACUGUUGCGGGAUUACUCGAUAUUUUCUUCUAUUUCUCACCCUGGCCCUGCAGCCGUCCGGCGGCCAGUAUCAUGGAGAGAAGGGCAUCUCCAUUCCCGAGCACGGAUUCUGCCAGCCCAUAUCCAUACCUCUCUGCACGGACAUCGCCUACAAUCAGACCAUCAUGCCGAACCUUUUGGGUCACACCAAUCAGGAGGACGCCGGGCUGGAGGUGCACCAGUUCUACCCCCUGGUGAAAGUGCAGUGCUCCAUGGACCUUAAGUUCUUCCUCUGCUCCAUGUACGCGCCGGUUUGCACGGUGCUCGAGCAAGCCAUCCCGCCGUGUCGCUCCCUGUGCGAGCGCGCGAGACAAGGCUGCGAGGCCCUUAUGAACAAGUUCGGCUUCCAGUGGCCCGAGCGACUGCGCUGCGAGAAUUUCCCGGUGCACGGCGCGGGGGAGAUCUGCGUGGGUCAGAACACCUCGGACGCGGGAAGCCCGACCUCAAAUCCGACGCCCUACGUCCCAGAACUGAUCACAUUACAGCCGAGCGUGGUCAGACCCAGCCAGCAGUUCACAUGUCCGCUGCAGCUCAAAGUGCCCACUUAUCUCAAGUACCACUUCAUGGGCGAAAAGGACUGCGGGGCGCCAUGUGAGCCCACUAGACCCAACGGGCUGAUGUAUUUUAGAGAGGAAGAGGUCAAAUUUGGCCGGCUCUGGGUGGGCAUUUGGUCCAUUUUGUGCUGUGUUAGUACACUGUUCACCGUUCUCACGUACUUAGUGGACAUGAGGCGGUUUCGUUACCCGGAGAGGCCCAUCAUCUUCCUCUCCGGGUGUUACUUCAUGGUGGCUGUUGCUUACGCGGCUGGCUUUUUCCUUGAAGACAAAGUCGUUUGCAUUGACAAGUUCAACGAUGAUGGUUACAAGACCGUCGCGCAGGGCACGAAAAAAGAGGGCUGCACUAUCCUCUUCAUGAUUCUCUAUUUCUUCGGCAUGGCAAGUUCAAUCUGGUGGGUCAUUCUGUCCCUCACGUGGUUCCUCUCAGCGGGAAUGAAGUGGGGUCAUGAAGCCAUUGAGGCCAACUCUCAGUAUUUCCACCUGGCCGCUUGGGCUGUCCCAGCGGUUAAGACCAUUACCAUCCUCGCCAUGGGCCAAGUGGAUGGUGACAUUCUCACCGGGGUGUGCUACGUUGGCAUCUACAGCGUGGACUCGCUGCGUGGCUUCGUCCUGGCGCCCCUCUUCGUCUACCUCUUCAUCGGCACCUCGUUCCUCCUGGCAGGCUUCGUGUCGCUUUUCCGCAUCAGAACCAUCAUGAAGCACGACGGCACCAAGACGGAGAAGCUGGAGAAGCUGAUGGUGCGCAUCGGCGUGUUCAGCGUGCUCUACACGGUUCCCGCUACCAUCGUGAUCGCGUGCUACUUCUACGAGCAGGCUUUCCGCGAGCAGUGGGAGAAGACCUGGCACAUGCAAACGUGCAAGCGAUUCGCUGUCCCUUGCCCAGUCAAUAACUUCGCUCCCAUGUCUCCAGACUUCACCGUAUUCAUGAUAAAGUAUCUGAUGACCAUGAUCGUGGGAAUCACCUCUGGAUUUUGGAUAUGGUCUGGGAAAACACUGCAGUCGUGGCGCAGGUUUUAUAAAAGGCUCAGCAAUAGCAACCAAGGCGAGACGACGGUAUGAAAAAAGAGCGAGUCCUGAUAAUUUCGGUCAGGCUUUGACCAUGCAACUUUUCUCUGAGAUGAUGUCUCGAGCGGAGACAUGGCGAACUGUUACGCGAAAAGAGACUUGUGGAGUGAGGUUUGUGGACACUACUGUGUGCCUAGACGUUUCCAGAGUGGAAACAGACCAUCAAGAACAGUGUUAUCGGCCUGAGUCUGUUUAAACAUUGGUUUUUCUCAUAUAGGCUAUCUGUAUGUGAAAAAGACUAUUUCUGUGCACCACGAUAUCAUUUGCAGAUGUGAUCUCUGUAGACAGUACUGAAUGAUUUGCGCAACGCUCACAGUUCUGUACCUGAAAAUAUUGGACGCAAUUUGCCUUAUACACAUGUACCUUCCCUUGUUUUAACUGGGGACUUGUAUGACUUUCGCAGCGCUCCGUCGACAAUCAUGCAUACAUUGGCACACAUGGACCGUCAAGUACGCAUUAGGAUUGGGAUACUUAUAUGCAUGUGUACAGCUGUGAAUUUAUGCAAGCACCCUUUAAACGAUGUAACGUGUAAAUAAUCACAUUUUCUGAAAGAAUAUAUGUAUUUAUGAAAAUAAUCUUGCUGUUUUUACUUGAUUUUUUAAAUUUGGUAAGAGACCUUUGUAUCUGUACAGUGUCGCUGAAUAAAAUGAUUAGAUUUUUAA
Messenger RNA from Cyprinus carpio (common carp), 2850 nucleotides. It is a transcript of the gene fzd7a, whose product is annotated as frizzled class receptor 7a. Gene Ontology annotation, biological process: canonical Wnt signaling pathway; non-canonical Wnt signaling pathway. NCBI's taxonomy places the organism in Eukaryota, Metazoa, Chordata, Actinopteri, Cypriniformes, Cyprinidae. The record is from RefSeq and is a predicted model, not a curated record. Gene Ontology annotation, molecular function: Wnt-protein binding; Wnt receptor activity. Gene Ontology annotation, cellular component: plasma membrane.